UUCAGCGCUCUGAUGGGUCGCUGAAGCCGCUUUUUGGCUCCGGAGCUCCAAGCGAGAGAAGAGCGCGCGCUGAGCUGCUGCACACAGCGGGGAGAGCAUCCGAGAGACAGAGAAGGACGAAGAAAAGGACCGACGCUGUUGAAGGAAAGAGGACAGGAAGGCUGAAAGGGAGACGAGUGAUGGCCGAGGCACCGCAGCAGCAGCAGCAGCCGCCGGAGGAGGAAGAGGAGGAGGAGGAGGAGGAUGAGGAGGAGGAGGAGGAGGAGCAGCAGAGCAGUGCUGAGGUGACCGAGACGGAUGAAGGGUCUGAGGGACAUAAGGAGAGCGUCCACGCGACCCACACCCGACCUCUACUGUCCAUGAGGUCCAUGAGCAUCGUAGACCCGGACGACGACUCCCCCAACAUGAUCGUCUACAGGAAGAUUGAAGACAUUGUCACUCUCAUCCAGGAUGAGACGGAGGGCGUGCCCAUCAGAACUGUCAAGAGUUUCAUGACCAAAAUCCCCAGUGUAGUUACAGGUACAGAUAUUGUACAGUGGCUGAUGAAGAACCUGUCCAUUGAGGAUCCAGCCGAGGCCAUUCACGUCGGGAGCCUCAUCGCAGCUCAAGGGUAUUUCUUCCCCAUCUCGGACCACGUCCUCUCCCUCAAAGACGACGGCACUUUCUACCGCUUUCAGGCGCCUUAUUUUUGGCCGUCCAACCGCUGGGAGCCUGAGAACACAGACUAUGCCAUUUACCUGUGCAAGCGGACCAUGCAGAACAAGACCCGGCUGGAGCUGGCAGAUUACGAGGCGGAGAACCUAGCCCGGCUACAGAGAGCCUUUGCCAGGAAGUGGGAGUUUAUCUACAUGCAGGCUGAGGCCCAGGUCAAGAUCGACAGGAAAAAGGAUAAAACCGAGAGGAAGAUCCUCGACAGUCAGGAGAGAGCCUUCUGGGACGUCCACAGACCUGUGCCUGGAUGUGUUAACACGACAGAGAUGGACAUCAGGAAAUGUAGACGCAUGAAGAACCCUCAUCGAGUUAAGAAGUCUGUGUAUGGUUUGGCGGAGGAGGCAACGCAAUCUCAAAGUCCCGUUCACACUCCACUGCAACUCUGCAGGAAAGGCACCAAGGAGGAUGUCAAAAAGGAGAUCUUGUUCCUGAACACCCAGCUAGACCGUCACUGUAUGAAGAUGUCUAAAGUUUCUGAAAGUCUGAUAAGCUACACUGAGCAGUACCUGGAUUAUGACCCAUUUGUCACGGGACAGGAGCCGCCCAACCCCUGGAGCAGCGAUGAUCCUUCCCUCUGGGAUCUGGAGGCCAGUAAGGAACCCAGUCUACAGAGGGUGAAGAAGUGGGGUUUCUCCCUGGAGGAGGCCCUGAAGGACUCGGCAGGACAAGAACUCUUUCUGAAGUUCCUGGAGUCUGAGUUCAGCUCUGAGAACCUGCGCUUCUGGUUGGCAGUGCAAGCCCUGAAGAGGAUGCCCCAGCAGGAGGUUGCAGAGAGGGCGCAGGACAUCUGGGCGGAGUUUCUGGCGGAGGGAGCGCCCAGCUCCAUCAACCUGGACUCUCACAGCUACGAACGCACCAACCAAAACCUGAAAGACCCGGGGCGGUACAGCUACGAGGACGCACAGGACCACAUCUACAAGCUGAUGAAAAGCGACAGCUACGCGCGCUUCCUGCGCUCCAACGUGUACCAGGACCUGCUAAGGAAAAAAGUAAAGCCUGACGCAGAGCAGGGGCGACGCACAUCGCUGGAGAAGUUCACUCGCAGUGUGGGCAAAUCACUGGCAAGCAAACGACUGACGGGCCUCAUGCAGUCAUCCUGACGAGGCCUGGUUGACCGGUAGGGGGGCCCAUGCCCAGAAGAGCUGCUUACCCCUCAGGAGCACAUGGAAAAGGAUCCCGGGGUGUUCGGGCGUGGCGUUGGGAGGCGCAUGAUGGCCCCCAAAGCGCCAGGACCGCCGGACUGGACCGCCAGCCACGUCUUCAGUUGGAGAGGACUGACAGCAUGCAAUAAGUCACCAGACCUGACAUCAGGACAGUGCUGUCACAUUGUAGAGGAUGAACAUUGCUGCUCUUAGAGGGACAAGCUUGCACCACACAGGCUUCGUUGAUUCUUAUUUAUGUUUGUCUUCUAUCUACACUCAUAUUAAUAUGGUAGUUUAAGGGGAUAUUGCUUUACUUUCACUUAUUGUUAAUCUUGUGUUAUCCCACUGAUGGGGGGGAGGGGGGAGUCAACCUGUUUUUUGAAUGUCACAGUAUUGGCAAAAAGAAUCUGAGCUAAAAAAAAGUGCUUUAAUGAGCGAUCUGAUAUAAUGUCGGCCUUUAUUCUAGCUUCGGAACAUUCCACUUCAGGCGGUAACAACAACGUGUCAUUGGGCACCUCGGAUCAUUCUUUACCUUAUAUAAAUAGGAGCAGGAUAAUAAAAGAGGAAUGCACAAAAGAGA
This is a messenger RNA of Pungitius pungitius (ninespine stickleback), 2433 nucleotides long. It is a transcript of the gene rgs6, whose product is annotated as regulator of G protein signaling 6. Lineage: Eukaryota; Metazoa; Chordata; Actinopteri; Perciformes; Gasterosteidae. The transcript is spliced from 18 exons. Gene Ontology annotation, biological process: intracellular signal transduction; G protein-coupled receptor signaling pathway; regulation of G protein-coupled receptor signaling pathway. Gene Ontology annotation, cellular component: cytoplasm; neuron projection. The record is from RefSeq and is a predicted model, not a curated record. Bases 180 to 1811 code for a protein of 543 amino acids. Gene Ontology annotation, molecular function: GTPase activator activity.